Messenger RNA from Terrapene triunguis (Three-toed box turtle), 6647 nucleotides. It is a transcript of the gene MYOF, whose product is annotated as myoferlin. Gene Ontology annotation, biological process: membrane fusion; plasma membrane organization. The transcript has 53 exons. The record is from RefSeq and is a predicted model, not a curated record. NCBI's taxonomy places the organism in Eukaryota, Metazoa, Chordata, Testudines, Emydidae. Gene Ontology annotation, cellular component: membrane.
AGGAGGACACAGGGCAUCUGAAGCACAGACUUUCUUAAGUUCCUUUUCUGACAGCAGUGGUUUAACCAAGUUUUGAAACAAUGCUUCGGGUGAUUGUGGAAUCUGCUACCAAUAUCCCUAAAACUAAAUUUGGAAAACCGGAUCCUAUUGUUUCUGUUAUUUUUAAAGAUGAAAAAAAGAAAACAAAGAAAAUUGAUAGUGAACUCAACCCUGUUUGGAACGAGAUUCUUGAAUUUGAUUUGAAAGGGAUAGCACUCGAUGUUUCAUCAUCCCUGACCAUUAUUGUGAAAGAUUUUGAAACAAUUGGACAAAACAAAUUAAUUGGAAAUGCAUCAGUAGCACUUAAGGAACUUGUAGGCAACCAGAGUAGAUCUCUUCCCUUCAAGCUUAUUUCCCUGCUAAAUGAAAGGGGAGAGAACACUGGCGCAACGAUUGAUUUAGUGGUAGGAUAUGAGCCACCAGCUGGGCCUGCAAAUCCAAAUGAUCCAGGGGGGACCAAUGCACAAGGCACUGCAGAUGGAGAAGAAGAUGGAGGUUAUGAGGAUGGGGCUGAUGGUACAGUUGGUGGCAUUGCACCAGCAGUUCCAAGUGACGCAAAGGAAGCCCAGCUUGCUCGGCGCAUCACUAAAGGAAAGAAAACACGGAGAAUCCUUUCUAACAAACCCCAAGACUUCCAGAUUCGUGUUAGGGUCAUUGAAGGUCGUCAGUUGUCCGGAAAUAACAUAAAACCAGUAGCCAAAGUUCAUGUUUGUGGGCAGACACACCGAACAAGAAUCAAAAGAGGAAACAAUCCAUAUUUUGAUGAGAUAUUCUUCUACAAUGUCCACAUGACCCCUUUAGAGCUGCUUGAUGAAACAAUAAGCAUUCGGGUGUAUGAUUCUUAUUCUUUACGAGCAGACUCUCUGAUGGGAGAAUUUAAGAUUGACAUUGGCUUUGUUUAUGAUGAACCUGGCCAUGCAGUCAUGAGAAAAUGGCUUCUUUUGAGUGACCCUGAAGACACAAAUUCAGGAGCUAAAGGCUAUCUGAAAGUCAGCAUGUUUGUCCUGGGGGCAGGAGAUGAGCCACCAAUGGAAAAAAGAGAGCGGGAUAAUGAAAAUGAUGAUGUGGAGAGUAAUCUUUUACUGCCGGCUGGAAUUGCACUUCGAUGGGUCACUUUCCUUCUUAAAAUCUACAGAGCCGAGGAUAUUCCCCAGAUGGAUGAUGCUUUUGCGCAGACUGUUAAGGAAAUAUUUGGAGGUGAUGGAGACAAGAAAAACCUAGUAGAUCCAUUUGUGGAAGUUUGUUUCGCUGGAAAAAAGGUUUGCACAAGUAUAAUUGAGAAAAAUGCUAAUCCAGAAUGGAAUCAAGUUGUUAAUCUUCAAAUCAAGUUUCCCUCAAUGUGUGAAAAAAUAAGAUUAACAGUUUUUGACUGGGAUCGUCUUACAAAAAAUGAUGUAGUAGGAACAACGUAUUUAAGUCUCUCCAAAAUUGCUUCUUCUGGUGGAGAAGUAGAAGAAUUUUCAUCUUCGGGAACUGGGGCUUCAUCAUAUGAAGUAAACACAGGGGAAACAGAGGUGGGCUUUUUACCAACAUUUGGGCCCUGUUACCUAAACCUUUAUGGAAGCCCAAGAGAAUACACUGGAUUCGCAGACCCCUAUGAUGAACUAAACUCUGGAAAGGAGGAAGGAGUUGCUUACAGAGGCAGAGUCCUAGUUGAACUAUCUACAAUACUUGACAGUAAACCUGCGAAUAAAAAGAUAGAGGCCAUCUCCAGUGAUGACGUACUGAUUGUUGAGAAAUAUCAGCGCAGACGAAAGUUCAGCCUGUCUGCUGUGUUUCAUUCUGCUACCAUGCUGCAAGAUAUUGGUGAGGCUAUCCAGUUUGAGGUUAGCAUUGGUAAUUAUGGGAACAAGUUUGACACCACCUGUAAGCCUUUGGCAUCAACAACUCAAUACAGCCGUGUUGUAUUUGAUGGUAACUACUAUUAUUACCUGCCAUGGGUUAACAGAAAGCCAGUAGUGACAAUAACUUCCUUUUGGGAGGACAUAAGUCAUAGACUAGACCCGGUGAACCUAAUCCUAACCAUGGCUGAAAGACUGCAAUCCAACAUAGCUGCCCUAAAGUCAGGAAUACAGGCUAAAGUUUCUGAAAACCAGUUGGCAGAGAUAUGGCUGAAGCUGAUUGACGAACUUAUAGAAGAUACAAGUAAGCCAUUUCCCCUCUUAGAAGCCAAAUCCAAUGUCACAGUCCUUGACACACACAUACAAAAUAUGCGCCUCAAGUCUCUCAAACACAUUAUAGACGCAGCAACAAGGAUGAGAACUGACGCUACCGAUGUGAAGGCCACUUUGGCAGAAAUUGAAGACUGGUUGGAUAAAUUAAUGCAAUUGACCGAAGAGUCACAAAACAGUAUACCUGAUGUGAUCAUCUGGAUGAUCCGGGGAGAGAAGAGACUAGCUUAUGCCCGCAUUCCCGCACACCAGGUUUUGUAUUCUACGACAAGUGCUGAGGCAUCUGGUAAAUACUGUGGAAAGACCCAGACCAUCUUUCUAAAGUACCCACAGGACAAGAACAAAGGUGCCAAAAUUCCAGUGCAGUUGCGAGUUAACAUUUGGCUUGGGUUGACUGCAGUUGAAAAGAAGUUUAAUAGCUUUGCAGAAGGAACAUUCAGUGUUUUUGCAGAAAUGUAUGAAAAUCAGGCUCUUAUGUUUGGAAAGUGGGGCACCUCAGGACUAGUCGGUCGCCACAAGUUUUCUGAUGUCACAGGAAAAAUUAAAUUGAAAAGAGAGUUCUUUUUGCCCCCAAAGGGCUGGGAGUGGGAAGGAGAAUGGAUGGUUGAUCCUGAAAGAAGUUUGCUGACUGAAGCUGAUGCAGGUCAUAGUGAGUUUACAGAUGAAGUGUACCAAAAUGAGAGUCGUUAUCCUGGAGGAGAAUGGAAAGCAGCUGAGGAGCCCUACACAGAUGUGAAUGGAGAAAAAACUGCACCACCUGGUGAGAUUACCUGUCCCCCUGGAUGGAUCUGGGAGGAUGAUGCUUGGAUAUAUGAUAUAAAUUGAGCGGUGGAUGAGAAAGGGUGGGAAUAUGGAAUUACAAUUCCUCCAGACAAUAAACCGAAGUCCUGGGUUGCUGCAGAGAAAAUGUAUCAUAUACACAGACGGCGAAGACUGGUGCGAAAACGCAAAAAGGAUCCAAGCCAAGCAACAGGAGUAAAGGUAAUGGCAUCCCAUGAAGAUCAAGAAGGAUGGGAAUAUGCAUCUUUGAUUGGCUGGAAGUUUCACUGGAAACCACGCAGUUCUGAUACAUUCCGCCGUAGACGCUGGAGAAGAAAAAUGGCUCCUUCAGACACACAUGGUGCAGCAGCUAUCUUUAAACUUGAAGGUGCUCUUGGAGCAGACACUAGCCUUGAUGAAGAAGAGGCGAAAAGCUCAGAAAAAGCCAAGGAGUCUGCCACACGUGUAUUUGGUGCCAACACUCCAAUUGUUUCCUGCAGUUUUGACAGAGUGUAUAGUUACCACCUUCGCUGCUACAUCUAUCAGGCAAGAAAUCUUAUUGCUUUAGACAAAGACAGCUUUUCAGAUCCAUAUGCUCAUGUUUCAUUCCUCCAUCAAAGCAAAACAACAGAGAUCAUCCAUGCAACUCUGAAUCCUAUGUGGGACCAAACGCUUAUAUUUAAUGAAAUUGAAAUCUAUGGAGACCCACAGACAGUAGUACAAAAUCCACCUAAUGUGGUUAUUGAACUUUUUGACAAUGACCAAGUGGGCAAAGAUGAGUUUCUAGGAAGAAGUGUUUGCUCUCCUAUGGUAAAGCUAAACCCAGGAGUGGAUAUCACACCUAAGCUUCUCUGGUAUCCUGUAAUGAAUGGAGGAAAAGCUUGUGGGAGCAUCCUUUUAGCUGCAGAGCUUAUUCUGAGGGACAAGGAUGGCUCCAACCUUCCAAUUCUUCCAUCACAAAGAGCACCAAAGCUUUACAUGGUACCUCAAGGAAUUAGACCUGUUGUUCAGCUCACUGCUAUUGAGAUUCUUGCCUGGGGAUUACGAAACAUGAAAAACUACCAAAUGGCUUCUGUUACUUCUCCAAGUCUCAUUGUAGAGUGCGGUGGUGAAAUGGUGGAGUCAGUAGUGAUCAAAAACCUCAAAAAGACACCAAAUUUUCCAUAUUCUGUACUCUUCAUGAAAGUGCUUUUGCCCAAAGAGGAGGUAUACGCUCCAUCACUAGUCAUUAAAGUGAUAGACCACAGACAGUUCGGACGGAAACCAGUUGUGGGACAGUGUACCAUUGAUUCCCUAGAAGACUUUCGCUGUGACCCCUACGCUACUAGGGAAGACAUUGCACCACAACUAAAAGUUAGCCUCCUGUCUGCUGUGCCUCGUCGGGAUGUGGUCAUUGAAAUGGAAGACACAAAGCCACUACUAGCAGCUCAGCUUACAGAAAAGGAAGAAGAAAUUGUUGAUUGGUGGAGCAAAUUUUACGCUUCAAUAGGAGACCAUGAAAAAUGUGGACAAUAUAUUCAAAAAGGAUAUGACACUUUAAAGGUGUAUGAUUGUGAACUGGAGGAGGUACCUGAAUUUAAGCGCUUGACAGACUUCUCUGAUACAUUUAAGCUGUACAGAGGCAAAUCAGAGGACAAUGAUGACCCUUCAGUGGUAGGCGAAUUUAAGAGGGGCCAGCAUUUUACCCAUAAUGUUUCUCAGUCAGGUGUACUUAUGGAAUCGAAUCUAAGACAGCUUAUGUACUCCAUUCUGCACUCUUUUUGUGGCUUUGUUCACAAAUUUUACAGAAUGUAUGAACUCAGCUGCUUCUUGCCUCAAGAGAAGGAUCUGAAAAUUUCAGUCUAUGAUUAUGAUAUGCUGACUCGUGAUGAAAAAGUUGGUGAAACCAUCAUUGAUCUUGAGAACAGGUUCCUUUCUCGCUUUGGAGCUCAUUGUGGCAUACCACAGCAGUAUUGCAUUUCAGGUGUAAAUACCUGGCGAGAUCAACUGAAGCCAACACACAUGUUGCAAAAUAUAGCCAGGUUUAAAGGCUACUCUCCUCCUAUCCUCUCAGAAAAUGGAAGCAGGAUUAACUAUGGAGGACAAGACUACACCUUGGAGGAAUUUGAGAUUAACAAAAAAUUGCAUCAGCACCUUGGACCGGGUGAAGAGCGUCUAGCCCUUCAUAUCCUUAGAACCCAGGGCUUGGUCCCUGAACAUGUGGAGACAAGGACUUUAUACAGCACCUUCCAGCCCAACAUCUCACAAGGAAAGCUUCAGAUGUGGGUGGAUGUUUUCCCCAAAAGCUUGGGACCUCCUGGCCCUCCCUUCAACAUCAAUCCCCGCAAAGCCAAGAAGUACAUCAUGCGGGUGAUUAUUUGGAACACAAAGGAUGUCAUUCUGGAUGAAAAAAGUAUCACAGGGGAAGAAAUGAGUGACAUCUAUGUGAAAGGCUGGAUGCCUGGCAAUGAAGAAAAUAAGCAGAAAACAGAUGUGCACUAUAGGUCACUGGAUGGUGAUGGGAAUUUUAACUGGAGAUUUGUUUUCCCUUUUGAAUACUUUCCAGCUGAGCAACUCUGUAUGGUUUCUAAAAAGGAGCAUUUUUGGAGUCUCGACAAAACAGAAUUCAGAAUCCCACCCAAAGUGAUCAUUCAGAUAUGGGAUAAUGACAAGUUCUCCUUGGAUGACUACCUGGGUUUUGUUGAACUUGAUUUACACAAAACAGUUAUUCCAGCAAAAGUUCCUGAAAAAUGCAAUAUAGACAUGAUUCCAGAACACAAGGCAAACAACCCUCUCAAGGCUCCCAAGACUGUCUCACUCUUCGAACAGAAAUCCAUGAAGGGGUGGUGGCCAUGUUACACAGAAAAGGACGGCUCACGUGUUUUGGCUGGUAAAGUUGAGAUGACUCUGGAAGUCCUCAAUGAAAAAGAGGCUGAUGAAAGGCCAGCUGGUAAAGGAAGAGAUGAACCUAACAUGAACCCCAAGUUAGACCUACCAAACCGACCAGAAACUUCCUUCCUUUGGUUCACAAAUCCAUGCAAGACAAUGAAAUUUAUUGUGUGGCGCAGAUUUAAAUGGAUCUUCAUAGGCAUUAUCAUCCUACUGAUUGUAUUCUUGUUUCUGGCGAUACUCUUAUAUUCACUGCCGAAUUACAUAUCAAUGAAGAUUGUGAACCCAAUCUAAAGAAGAGGAUUUAUUUUUACAUUUUGAAUAGCAAUAAGGUAGUUUUACCUCAGGCUGCGGACCAAAUUCAGCAAGGCUUGCUUCUUGGUUUUAACCUUGUUCUCUUAUAUGUUAAACUAGGAAAUAGAUAAGGGAUAAGAAUUUAACCAAGGUUAGCCAAGGUUCAUGGGGUCUUGACUAGUGUAAAAAGUCAUGUUCCGUUUAUGUUUUGACUUUGAUAACAUCUGUAUGUGGUAAAAUUCUGUCUUCCUUGCUUUUAAAGUAGAUUUUUCAUAAAAAUUCUCCAGUUGCUCUUAUUUUUUUAAAUGGAUACUUUAUUUUGAGAAUUAUUUUCUACUCUCUCUCGACUUAGUAAAAAAAAAACCACAAUUACUACUUAUAUUUUUGUAUACCAAACAAAAAGUGCAAUAAUAUUCUGCCAUUGUAUUUUGAAAAGGUCACAAUAUUGCUAUACUUAAAAUCAUUGUUAGAACCGUACUUUAAACUGUAUGAGCAUAGAAAUGAAAUAAAACAAUA